Messenger RNA from Brienomyrus brachyistius, 1733 nucleotides. It is a transcript of the gene phlda1, whose product is annotated as pleckstrin homology-like domain, family A, member 1. Bases 311 to 766 code for a protein of 151 amino acids. Gene Ontology annotation, molecular function: phosphatidylinositol phosphate binding. Gene Ontology annotation, biological process: positive regulation of apoptotic process. The record is from RefSeq and is a predicted model, not a curated record. The transcript is spliced from 2 exons. Lineage: Eukaryota; Metazoa; Chordata; Actinopteri; Osteoglossiformes; Mormyridae.
CCGUGACGUUUUCAGUCAGUCGCGCUACGUAUUAAAGAAGCUCUUCAAUCUCUCCGCGUUGGAUGCCGGUCGGGGGAGGGCGAAGGGGGCGGUCCGCACGAAGGUCCCGAGGAAAGCCCAUGUCACAUCGGGUUGAAGGAAUUAGUCAAUUUACCAGCGCUGCCGACCGGGUUAGUACGGAGCUGCAGUGGAUCAGCAAACGCAGGCUGCCUGCAUAUAACAGACAGCCGAAGCCGAUGUGCAUGAUCUUCCUGGUCGGCAGAGAAGCUGGCAUUGUCUUUCAACUAGCGAGGUCGGGUGAUUUUUCAUUAUGUUGGAUAGCAGCGGGAAGGUACUGAAGGAGGGGCUGAUGGAGAAAAGAAGCGACGGCUUGCUACAACUGUGGAAGAAGAAGCACUGCGUCCUCACGGAAGAGGGGCUCCUUUUGCACCCCCCGAAGCAGCACGACAAUCCGCAUCAGCAACAGCAGCAGGUCAAGGAGCCGGGCAAAAUUAAGGAGUUGCAUUUCUCCAAUAUGAAGACGGUGGAUUGCGUCGAGCGGAAGGGCAAGUAUGUUUACUUCACAGUGGUUAUGUCCGAAGGGAAGGAGAUCGACUUCAGGUGUCCGCAAGACGAGGGCUGGAACGCCGAAAUAACUUUGCAGAUGGUGCAGUACAAGAACCGGCAGGCGAUCCUGGCGGUCCGGUCCACGAGGCAGAAACAGCAGCUGCUCGUCGUGCAGCUUCCAGGGCACAAAAGCAUCAGGAAUUCGCAAAAUGUGGUGUAAACUGUGAUGGAUGCACAAGAUGGGUCAAUGGGACCAUCGACCGAGGCCCCCCAGCCGCUACCGGCUCCUGCCAUCCUCGCCGAGCUGAUAACAGGGGCCAUCCGAUCGCAGUAAAUCGCUUUGUUUUGUUUGAUUCAGAAGAACAACACCCAUUUCCUUCAACUUUUUUUCUGUUCUUCGUUUGCUUUCCCACGAACAAAACAGACCUUCGCUUAAAAAAGAAGGAAGGAAGAAAAGAAGAUAUUUACAUCCUCCUCGUGGCUUUUUUAUUUAUUAGUUGUAAAUAUUUUUCCCUUGCGUUUGACAUUUAUGAAUGUGAGAACGAUGGAUGUUAUGUAUGUAAGAAGAAAGGUGGAAGGACGUCAAUGGCUUGACAGUGUACUUUUUAAAUAAGAUGUACAAUAUCUGUACCGCACAAAAAACACGUACCCAUAGGAAAGGCGUCUCACCGGCGAACCAGCACGGAGAAGCGGAAAGGCGCCCAUCAAAAUACCACAUUGUUCCCAUUUGUCUUGUUGAAUUAAACCAAAGACCUAAUGCACAACUUCAGAUAAAUUUGUUACAGCAUAAUUUAUACCAUGUACUUUUAAUUUUGAUAAAUUAUAUGAUUUUAUUGAGACACCGUUGGAUUAAAAAAUUUUUGCUUACUUUUCUUUUUUAUGUUUUAUAGAUCUAUUCACAAAGUAGUAUUUAAAGAGACCCAUAAUUAUUCACCUGCGCAGCCGUAAUGUCACUAUGGGAAAGUUACUGGUUCAAGUUCGCCGUUUAUCCCCUCUGAGUGGAAGAGUAAUGCUGAGCUCUGUAUGAGUAUAACGGAGUAUAGCUCACGGGUCCAGAAUAAUCACUUUACUUUGGGUGACUUUGUGACUUAUUUUUGUCAAAUGGCUGUGCAUUAGUGUUGAGUCUCAGUCCUAUUUUGUUGUGAGAUGUAUUUUCAUACUUCUUAAUACAUUCCAUUUCACUGGAA